AUGGCGGUAAACUUUGUAGAGAAGUUGAGAAAGUUUGGAGAGUUGUAAAACGUACAACUGUUUUCAUCUUUGUUUACCAAGUAACAUUAAUGAGCUGCUAAUCUUCUUUAUGAUAAAUUUGUCUCCUCACUGAAUCUCAGACAAUUGUUUUGAAGCUUCACCUAAGAUGGCAAGUUGCUCCAGCCCGCCCAAGAAGAGACCCAAACUGUCAUUGAAGUUCAUGAGGAAGGAGAAGCAGCCAAUAAAAGAUGAAAAAAGUGAUGAGUCGUGUAGUCAGAUGAGCAGUAAUGGGAGGACCAUGCACUCUGCCCCGUUUAGCCAGUCGAGUACAACAAACAGCAGCACCAUGGAUCCGAGUUCCUCGUCCAAUAAAGAGAGCCAGCUUGAGGUUGCACGCUCGCUUCCGCCCCCAUAUUCAGGUCUGCAGAACCUUGGUAAUACCUGCUACCUGAACAGUGUACUCCAAGCCCUUCGCUUCUGCCCUGGGUUCUGUCAGGGGUUGUGUCAGCUGACUGGGGUGUGGGAGAAGCUGAGGGAGGAACUAAGAGAAGAGAACGGGGCAGGCGAUCAUAUCGACAUGAAGGCAUGCGGGCGGGAAAUGCAGUUUGUCAUCAAUUUGAAGAAGCUGUAUGAUAAGAUGUCUGUCAGAGAGGAUGACUACAUUGCAGAUCCAACCACAGACACACUAAUGUCGCCCUCGCCUGAUGAAGUGCUGGAAACUAUCAGGGAUUUGAAUCCGAUGUUUCAAGGCUUCCUGCAGCAUGACUCUCAAGAGAUGCUGUGUUGUCUCCUAAGCUAUCUCCUUGAGGCCUGUCAGAAACUCAAGAAACAGUUCAAGAUGCAUCACAAAACGCCACGAGACAUCAAGACAGGCAAGCUUGGAGUGGAGUCCAGCAAGGAGAACAAGUCCAAGUGUGAAGUAAAGUCGCAAACUGAGACUCUAAACGGAAGUGUAAAGGACUCAGUUUCUGAAAGAGAACCAGAAAUGCAAGGGUCAAAUCCAGCUGGACUUGGUUCCCCUUUGAAUUGUACGUCACCUUCUAAUACUGCAAAUGGUUCUGGGAAUGUAAUAAAAGACUCUGCGACACUGGGAAACUCUGAUUGCCUUUCGACCAUGAAAAACAGUUUAAAGACACGGAAGUGUUUGUCGACACCAAGUAACGACUCCGUCGUUAGCGGCAAAUCAAAGACGCCACAGGCGAGCGACCAAACAAAUGGGAAUAUCCCAAAUGGGUGUGGCAGUCACAGUCAAUCGGAUGGUAUCAAGCCACUCAGAAACAAAAACAGCUCUGAUCUCAGUAACGGAAACGAAACCCCUCCCGCAAAUGGUAAGCAAAGCGGAACAUCGGCGAUGAAGAAAAGGCUGGGGAAGUUUCGCAUUCCUGCUAACCAGUCAACUCUCCAAAAUGCUUUUGCUCCACUGAAGAAAGGAAAUGUUCCACUCAACGUUGUUAAGACAGAUAUCAUAGAGGGCAUGAGUGAAACACACAUCAGUGACAAAGAAAAUGACCUCAAAUGCAGUGAGACGAACAAUUGGAGUGGCUCUGUCCAUGAGAUAAUCACCAACUCGACUUUGGACGAUACACCGCAAGGCAUAUUAUCACCCAACCUGAAUGGUGAAGGCGACAACAUGGGCUGCAUUGACACUCCCUCUGCUGAAUGCACAGCAGAGAGCUGCGACGUCGAGGAUGAUAUUAUUGUGAGAGAGCUGAGCUUGAUUCAAGGUUUGUUUCAAGGGGCCCUGGUGCUGAGGACACGCUGCAACGAGUGCGAGAGCUACACGGAGAGGAGAGAGGAAUUCCAAGAUAUCAGUCUUCCAGUGCGGUGUUUACAAAGAUCCACAGGGAUGGAGGAAGAUGAAGGUGUUCCAGAAAUCAUACCGGGUGACUUGUCGCUAAGCUGGGCCAUCUCAGAGUUUGCCUGCGUGGAGCGAUUGACAGACGAUAACAAGUACUUCUGUGAACAGUGCAGACACCAUGCGGAGGCGGAGCGGAGCAUGCUGUUUGGAGAGCUACCACCAGUCUUCACCAUUCAUCUCAAGAGAUUCAGUGCAUUUGCUGGAUUUUUAUCAGCAGACAGCACAGUGUCAAAGAUCAAUGACCACUUGGCCACUCCCCUUUCCCUGUGCCUGAGCCAGUGGUGUGCCAAACAAUGCAAGCAACUCCAAUGCAAGUACGACCUGUGCGCCGUCGUCAUGCACAGCGGCGUGUCCAGCUCCAGCGGUCAUUACAUCAGCUACGUCCAGAUCCCGCACCGGCCCCGGCGAUCUGGGGAGGAGGGAGAGGAAGACAGAGAGGCGGAUGAUCGUGGACAGCCACGCUGGGGCAAGUUUGACGAUGAGAAGGUUAGUAUUCUUACUCGGCAGGAACUGGCUUCGACUGUCCUCCAUCCUGUGUCCAGCUCCAGCAGUGCGGCAACGCCUUAUUUAUUAUUCUACAGGCAGGUGCAGGAAUCGGACUGAUUAAUUAUUAUGGCUGCAAUUGGUUUGCUUCACCUGGUUGACCCUGGUGUACGCAUCCAGGUGAGCACCUGACAUGAAUGAGCUAAUCGAACGCCAAAUCGACACCAAUCGUGGGACAGCUAGCCGGAAUUACUUACAUUGUGUGCAUUAUGUCCGUGGAUUCAUGAAAAGACUGUAAAACAAGGAUAAUUAACGGAUAAAAUACAUUCUCUAUAGUGACAUGCAAUGAUCUAUUUUUAUCUCAUGACUUCUUGGUAAUGUCUCAGUAACAGAAGAUAAUGCGAAGGGUCAAAGGAAGACCCGUGAUUGGCUGAGAGUUGUACAGGCCUUAAACUUCUCUCUUGAAGGGGCACAGCUAGUUCUCUCUGGUAAAGGUCACUUCUAUGAAGUAAACAGAAGUUUGUACAGGAACUUUGCACAGGGCACCAAGGCAAUAGACCGAUCCAUUAAGCUCCGCCCCAUUGCGUAUUGACCAAU
Molecule: messenger RNA, 2938 nt
Organism: Asterias rubens (European starfish)
Lineage: Eukaryota; Metazoa; Echinodermata; Asteroidea; Forcipulatida; Asteriidae
Product: ubiquitin carboxyl-terminal hydrolase 1-like
Exons: 7
Coding region: 167-2461 (764 amino acids)
Biological process (GO): protein deubiquitination
Cellular component (GO): nucleus; cytosol
Molecular function (GO): cysteine-type deubiquitinase activity; cysteine-type endopeptidase activity
Source: RefSeq, a predicted model, not a curated record